Thunnus maccoyii (southern bluefin tuna) is the source of this 1913-nucleotide messenger RNA. RefSeq names its product glycoprotein-N-acetylgalactosamine 3-beta-galactosyltransferase 1-like. Gene Ontology annotation, molecular function: N-acetylgalactosaminide beta-1,3-galactosyltransferase activity. Bases 102 to 1106 code for a protein of 334 amino acids. The transcript has 4 exons. NCBI's taxonomy places the organism in Eukaryota, Metazoa, Chordata, Actinopteri, Scombriformes, Scombridae. The record is from RefSeq and is a predicted model, not a curated record. Gene Ontology annotation, cellular component: membrane.
CACCUGUGUGUCAGGGACUGACUGUGUAAACCUGUGUGCGCGCUGCCUCUGUCGCCUUCUGGAGGGUGAACAGAAAGAAAACUGCAGCUUUGGGCUCAUUCAUGUCGGAAUUAAUCAAGAGGAUGCGGAAUAUUACUUCUAAUGUAAUCUUCACCACUGGGCUGAUAAUGGGAUUCCUCUCCCUUCGCUGUAUGCUGGACUCGAACCUUUCCACAGGACCUUCUUUGAGAGACGCCAGACAUGGAGGCAAACGCGGUUUACAGCAUGCACACCCAGGUGAGAACAACAGCUCCUCAGCUAAUUCCUCUGCGACAGUUCGGAUCUUGUGUUGGAUCAUGACGGGGCCCAAGAACUUGGAAUCCCGCACCAAGCACAUCAAGGAAACAUGGGCCAAGCGCUGCAAUGUAGUGCUGUAUAUGAGCUCAGUCAAGACUGACUUCCCCACUGUGGAGUUGAACGUGAGUGAGGGAAGGGAAAACCUUUACUGGAAGACCAUCCGAGCCUUUCAGUACAUCUACCAGCACCACUUGGAUGAAGCAGACUGGUUCCUAAAGGCAGAUGAUGACACGUUUGUGGUCAUAGAGAAUCUUCGCUACAUCUUGUCCAAAUAUGAUACAGAGAAGCCUUUGUACCUGGGCAGAAGGUAUACCCCUUUUAUCAGUCAAGGCUACAUGAGUGGAGGAGCAGGUUAUGUUCUCAGUAAGGAAGCACUAAGAAGAUUUAUCAAAGGGUUUGACACCGGAGAAUGCACCCACUUCUCUGACAUUGAGGACAUGGCUCUGGGGAAAUGUAUGGAGACAAUGAAAGUGGAACCAGCAGACUCCAGAGAUGUUAAAGGGAGACAAACAUUUCAUCCUUACCCUCCAGAUUAUUACUUGGUCAGACAGUUCCCAAGACCACGACCUUGGUUUCUGCUUUACGAGCACUACACUCCAGUAGAGGGUCCAGGCUGCUGCUCAGAUUUUGUUGUGUCCUUUCACUACAUACAUGCUGUCCAGCAGUAUGCUUUGGAGUACCUGACGUACCAUCUGCGGCCAUAUGGAUACAAAUACAGAUUUAAUCCAGAUGAAAAAAUAGCAUUUAAUACCACAACUAAAUCUAUGUAAAGCGUUUGUGUCUGCACUACAACCUCUGCACUAAUUGGAGGAGAGGUCGAGGAUAUCCACAGGUUUCAAAGCCAAGCUUAAUUUAUUUAACUCUGAUUUCAUCUGUGAAAACUGUGUUCAUGUUGUUUGGGGGUGUGAGUGUUUACUAAUCUGUAAUCUAAUUUAAUUUAAUCUAUAAUUUAUGAAGAUGCUACAAACUUUUAUGGGUAAAACUGGAGAAAACUCCAGUGUAAAUGGCAAACAUUUAAAAAAAAUGAAUGAUUUUAUAAAUGAAAUGGAUUUUAGGAAUAAAAAAUUAUAUUAUGAUACCUGCUUCACAAAGUAAAUGUCAACACUGUCAACAUUUUUGUGCAUACAGUUAUAGUUCUUAAAGGACCAGUGUUUAAGAUUUAGUGGUGGCUAGCUGUGAGGCUGCAGAUUGCAAGUAACUGAUGAUUGCCAAAUAUAAUUUUGCAAAAUAGUUUGGGUGAUGGAGAUGUCUACAUAUUGAGAUCCUAUCACAAUGUGAAUAGAAUUAAGAUAACAAAAGUGCUAAUUAAUACAGUAUAAAUGGAAAAGCUCAUGGAACAGAUAUUAUUGGAUCAACAGGACUGAUAACCACCAGCUUUAUGUACUCAAAAAGUCAAAUGUCAUAUGUGUUGCGCGUGAGUUGCACUUUUGAAAACAGUUAUUGAAAUGGGCAAUCUUUAAGAAAUUAUAUUUUAUUUAUUGAAAAAAGUUUGUUGUUGAACUACAAUGUUCUGAAUUUACUAUUCCUUCUGAUGCUUUUACAGUGUUAAACAAUAAAACAAUAUAUUUUACAGUCAA